UCUGUGAAAUUCGCAUAUAAAACCGUUGCUUGAUUGUAGCACCAACUUCAGUUGAUCGCUGCCAGUGUUGUCGAACGGUUGUUGUUUAACGCUAAUAUUUAGUUUCGCGCUAAGAAAUAUCUACGAAUUUAAUUUUUUUUGUGUGGCGUAUUGCAUUUAAAGGCAGCAGCAGUGUUCGACCGCAAUUCAUAAGCGAACAAACAUGCAGACCGUAAUUAAAAAUCCCAAUUGGUGGCGUAGACGUACUACACUGGAGCGAUGCCUUGUACUGAUCAGUAUUAUUGCUUUGAUCGCCGUGAUUGGUCUAGUCAUUGGACUGGUUUCUGUAAUACUCUCAAAUCGUUUGGCCGAAGAGCUGAAAACAUCCGCCAGCCCACCAGAAGCGCUACAAGGCCCUAGCCGACCUUCAGACAAUGAAGUCAUUGUACCACCACAAAAGUCACCGAAAGAAGAUGUCUGCCUUUCAGCCGAGUGCAUACACACCGCUUCUGCGGUAUUGAGCAAAAUGAAACCGGAGGUGGAACCCUGUGAUGAUUUCUACCAAUUCGUUUGCGGCACUUACAUUGAGGAACAGCUAAUACCCGAUGACAAAGAUUCCCUGAAUACGUUCUCGCUCAUCUCGGAUAAACUGCAUGAACAAUUGAAGGAGAUUAUUACCGAAAAGCGACCGGUAACUGAGCCCAAGCACUUCCAGCUGCCGAAUGCGCUUUACAUGGCGUGUAUGAACAAAACGCUUAUUGAACAACUGGACGCCUCACCUAUUGCCAAUAUUGCCAAAUCACUUGGCGGCUGGCCUGUAAUUGAAGGCGAUUCUUGGAAUGAAGACAACAGCUGGAACUGGCAAGAGACUGUGAAGAAGUUCCGCAAGAUAGGUUUCAGCAUGGAUUACAUAAUGGAUUUCUCGAUUAGUGUGGAUCUGAAAAAUAGUGUAACGCGUAUUAUUGAUUUUGAUCAGUCGGCUAUUGGCUUGAGCCGCGAGUAUCUUGUCAAGGGCUUCAAUGAAACUCUGGUGAGCUCUUACUAUGAUUACAUGGUCGAUAUGGCAGUGCUGUUCGGCGCUGAUAAGGAAAAAGCGAAACAGGAAUUGCGUGAGUCGCUCGAGUUCGAGAUGGCGUUGGCUAAUAUCUCGUGGCCUGCUGAGAAGCGUCGCAACACAAAUGAUCUCUACAACAUACGCACGCUGAAGGAACUGCAAGAGACCUAUCCUUACGUGCAAUGGGUGGACUACACGAACGCCUUGCUGCCGGAUAAGUUAACAGUGGACGAAGAUGAGCCUGUGAAUCUAUCUGUGCCCAGUUUCUUUGAGGCCUUAGGUCCUUUGUUGGAGCGUACACCCAAUCGCGUGAUUGCGAAUUAUAUGAUGUGGCGCAUUCACGCUUUCUCCGUAGUCUUCCUCUCCGAACAGUUCCGCAAGCGACAAUUGCAAUAUGCGACCGCUUUGUCGGGUCGUCAGGAACAGGAGGCGCGCUGGAAGGAGUGCGUGGAUAUCACUAGUGGCAGCGAUUUCGGUGAUAUCGAAGAAGAAGUAGAUGGCUUGGCCAUUGCCGUUGGUUCGCUGUAUGUGCGCAAGCACUUCAAACAAGAUUCCAAAGCCAUUGCGUUGGAUAUGGUAAACCAAAUUCGUGGCGUCUUCGAUAAUAUACUCAGCGAGGUUGAUUGGAUGGACGAGGUGACCAAGAAGGAGGCUAAGAAGAAGUUGCACUCGAUGACUACACACAUCGGCUAUCCAGAUGAGAUGUUGGAUAAUUCGAAAUUGGAGGAAUACUAUCGCAACUUGGAUAUUGAUCCCAGCAAGUAUUUUGAGUCCUUCCUAAAGAUGAAUGUCUUCGGCACCGACUACUCGUUCAAUAAGCUGCGCUUGCCGGUCAACAAAACGGAUUGGGUGCGUCAUGCCCGGCCAGCCGUUGUGAAUGCUUACUACUCGUCGAUUGAGAAUAGCAUACAAUUCCCCGCUGGUAUUCUGCAAGGUCACUUCUUCCACGCUGCCCGUCCCAAGUACAUGAAUUACGGUGCUAUCGGUUUUGUUAUUGGCCAUGAGAUUACACACGGCUUUGACGAUCAGGGUCGACGUUUCGAUUUGCAGGGCAACUUGUUAGACUGGUGGGCGGAUAAUACGCAGAAAGCCUACCUGGAUAAGGCCAAGUGUGUCAUUGAGCAGUACGGCAACUUCACGGAUCAGCAAACGGGCUUGAAUGUCAAUGGCGUCAAUACUCAAGGUGAGAAUAUUGCCGACAAUGGUGGCGCGAAGGAGUCUUACAGAGCCUAUCGCCAAUGGGCGGAAAAGAAUGGCCCAGAACCGAAGUUGCCCGGCUUGGAAUACACGCCCGAGCAGAUGUUCUGGAUAUCGGCGGGUCAAACGUGGUGUGCCAAAUAUCGCACAGAAACGCUCAAAAUGCGCAUCACAACUGGCGUUCAUUCGCCCUCGCAAUUCCGCGUCAUGGGCACAUUCAGUAAUAUGAAAGAUUUCGCGCGCGAUUUCAAUUGUCCCGAAGGCUCGCCAAUGAAUCCGAUACAGAAGUGUGAGGUCUGGUAAACCAGAGCCGCGCCGCAACAAAA
Anastrepha ludens (Mexican fruit fly) is the source of this 2556-nucleotide messenger RNA. It is a transcript of the gene Nep2, whose product is annotated as neprilysin-2. The record is from RefSeq and is a predicted model, not a curated record. The transcript is spliced from 12 exons. Gene Ontology annotation, cellular component: plasma membrane. The coding region runs from base 203 to 2533 and encodes 776 amino acids. Gene Ontology annotation, biological process: protein processing. Lineage: Eukaryota; Metazoa; Arthropoda; Insecta; Diptera; Tephritidae. Gene Ontology annotation, molecular function: metalloendopeptidase activity.